Molecule: messenger RNA, 3211 nt
Organism: Nasonia vitripennis (jewel wasp)
Lineage: Eukaryota; Metazoa; Arthropoda; Insecta; Hymenoptera; Pteromalidae
Exons: 2
Coding region: 991-3117 (708 amino acids)
Source: RefSeq, a predicted model, not a curated record
ACGGGACGGCGGGAACCGAGACGCGUUUGAAUGCGUCAUGCGAAAAUAUUUUUGAUUUCGCGGCGACACUCAGAAAACUUUGUAAAUUACUUGAAUAAAAUUUUUUUGUUAGACCUAUUUUUUAAUAGAAAGAUAAAAAUGUUAAUUUAAAGUUAUACAAAGUUUUUAUACAAAGUUAUAAAUGAUCCUGACCAUCACAACUUAUUUAUUUUUAACUCUGUGUUUAUUAACAACUCCGUUUUGAAAUAUAAUUAUUUUUAUAACUCCUUUUAUGGUUCUUGAUUUUUCUAUAUAAUAAAAAGUAUUAGUAUUUUCAAAAUCAUAGCUAUACUAUACUAUUUGAUGUUCUUUAUUUUACGAAAGCAUGAAACAUAUGAAACGUAAUUUAUAUACUACUAAAUUUUUGGUAAUCUCGAAAUAGAAUUUCGAAAAAAAAAUUUUAAUUCAGAUUAUUUAGUGCGAUAUAAAUACCAGUGUCUCAAAUGCACUCUGGAAAAAAUCAUUCGCGACGUAUCAUAUAACCGAACUCAUCCAAACAUCCUGUCACCGCAUACUAAAUGUUUAUAAAUUAUGAAUGUCAACGCCACUUUCUCAGUUCAUUACUCGAGCUGGUUAAUCAUAGGUCAGAACACUUUGGUAUCUCAUCGAAGUAACAUCGUGCUCUAAAGAGUGUAUUCCAGAGUCAUUUUUAACUAAAAAUCUAUUAGAAAUCAAAAAAUUAUUGUUUUUUGAGUGUGUGCCUUCACAGUUUUUUAAUUUGUGAUACCAGCUUAUUGAUUGGUUUCUGAAUCCUAGAUAAAAGACUGUAAAAGUAAUAAUUUUAUGAAACACUUAUCAGAAGAAUUCAUACAAAAAUUAAAUAACAUUGAAAGCAAGGGUCCAACGCCAAAAUUGUGAAUACAAUAUUUCAAAUGUGUCACCAUAGCCUUACAGUUUAUAGAAGCAGAACGCUUAGGCGAUUGGAAUCUACAUUUACAAAGCAUUAAAGAUAUGUUACCAUUAUUUUACUCAAGUGGUCAUUUUGCUUAUGCAAAAAGUGCUCAAAUUUAUCUUCAAGAUAUGGCAAAUUUGGAUGUAAUAAUGGAUCCUUUAGAAUUUGAACGUUAUACGAAAGAUGGCUAUUUCACUAUACGUAGAUCAGAUAAAGCGUGGUCUGGUGUAUGGAGUGACAUGAUAAUUGAGCAGACAUUAAAUAGGUUUUUCGGUACAGAUUUAAAGCAUGGUCGAGGUGUCACUCCUAGCGUUGUUGCGCGUUAUUUAUUUGCCAUGCCGUCAGCGUUUAAUGUAAUGGAGUGUUUGGAAAAUUACUGUGCAAUGAAAUCGAAUAAUAGUGAACAGCAUGUUGAUCUUUCUAAGAGUCGAAUGAAGAGAGAUAACAAUGACAUAUACGAAUUUGUAACCUGGCUGCAAAAUCAUAAUCCUUUCAAUCAUCUACAUGUUUUGGUAUCGCUUUCUACAGGAAUAAUUGGUGGACCAAAUAUAGAUUGUCAUAAGGCUAUUGAAAAAGGACUGCAAGGAAUGGAAGAUAUGGUUGGGAAAAAUGCUGACAAUAUUUCAAUGUCAAAAAUAUAUAAAGUUAACAAUUUAGCAAGUGCCGCAACUGGAAUACAUCUGGAUUACAACCAUGAAGUAUCUACUAUUGAUAUUUACUUAUUAUUUCAAAGAAUUUGUGUCAUUUUCAAUGGAGACGCUGAAAAAACACGCGAAGCUUUUUAUUAUGAGCUUACGCCAUAUUCGCUAAGCUUAUUUAACGAAAAGGGACAAAUGAGAAAAACGCAGAAAUCAAAACUUUAUCCGUUAUUUAAAACUUCGAAUAGGUUGCUAGCGCUGCAAACAUCAGAUAUAUAUGUCAUAGACGGAGGCUGGUUAUUGCAUGCUGUAGUUUGGCCCCACAGCCAGAAAUUCAAAGAAGUUUUUAAAUUAUAUUUAUCAUAUAUCAUUAAACAUUUUGGUAGACGUGUUACUGUUGUUUUUGAUGGAUAUAACAACGAAUAUAUCGGAGUAAAAUCAUAUGAAAGAUAUUGUCGGAGAGAGAAAAACGUCGGAGCCGAUAUCGAUAUCUCUGAAGAUAAAAUGGUAACAAUGAAUCAGACAAAAUUUCUUUCAAACAUUAGUAAUAAACUAAAUUUUGUGGAUUUACUAUCAAAAUAUUUAGAGGAAAAUAACAUUCAUACAAAAAUUUCAGAAGAAGAUGCAGACACUGUAAUUAUUCGUACGGCCAUAGAAUUAAAAGAUAGUAAUGAAAGUUUCGUUUCAGUGGUCGGCAAUGAUAUAGAUUUGUUAAUUUUACUAAUUACACACUGCAUCGGUGGAAAUAAAAUAUAUUUUUAUAAAAUGUCACCGAACAAGAAAAAUGAAUUAUAUUCAAGCAGAGAUCAUAAACAUUUAGAAAAAUACAUUUUAUUUGCUCAUGCGUUUGCUGGAUGUGAUUCAACAAGUGCUAUAUAUAAUAAAGGUAAAAAAAGUAUUAUAACAUUAUUAGAAAAAAAUGAAGACUUGCAACAAUUAAUAUCCAUAUUUUAUAAGCCAUUCCAAAAUGUCGACGAUAUAUAUAGAGUUGCUGAAAAACUUAUGAUAAUAAUGUAUGGUGCAGAUGACCAAAAACUGACUCUACAUGAAUUAAGAUAUAAAAUAUUUUGCACAUCUACAGCAAUUGCAAAAAAAGAAUUAUCUUUAUCGUCUUUACCGCCUACCGAUUCGGUAUUAAGAGAGCAUGCUAAAAGAGUAUAUUACCAAAUGCAGAUUUGGCUUGGAUUCGAUUUAGAUCCAGUAUUAUGGGGAUGGAAGAGAACGAGUAAUAUGCUACUACCUAUUAUGAAUCCUAAACCAGUUGCACCAGUCGAAUUACUGGAGAUGAUAUUUUGUGGAUGUAAAACAAAUUGUAACACAUCCCGAUGUUCGUGCAAAAAGGCUGGCAUAAAAUGUAGUUACAGUUGUAAAAAUUGCAAUGGCCAAAGCUGUGAAAAUGCUUCAAAUUCGCAUAAGGUCAUACUUGAGAGUGAUACAGAAGAGCGACAAGAUGAUAUAGAUGAUAUAGAAGAUAAUGAAAAUAUGUGGAAUGAUGAAAUAAAUGAUUUACAAGAAGAAGAUGUUGAUGAAUCACAAACUGAAAAUUAAAAAAUUUUGCUGAAAAAUUCUGUCAAUUCUAUUUACUAGAAUAAUAUAACCAUUUUAUUAUAUAUUAAAUUUUUACAAUAAUCAUAUUUAUUUA